AUGGCUCUCAUCCACGUUGGCUGCCCGCUCUUCGAUUACCAGACGAUCGACGUCAUUGGACCAUGCGAUCUGCUCAAUACCGCGAGUAAGAUGCUCCUGGAGGGUACCAAUUACUACGCCCCCGUGGAUCCGAAACUACUGGCAAAGGCGCCCGAAUUCGUCUUCCACCAUAUCGGAGAGACCAUGGAGCCGGUGCACCUAAGCUCUGUAACAGUGGUGCCUACGGUCGCGGUGGACGACGCCCCCGAAUUGGAUAUCCUCAUCGUCGGUGGGGAUAACCCUGCGGAAAGCAAGCUUCCUCCGAAAUUGCAGGACCUAAUUCGCCGCCAUGCUGCCUCUGGCAAGUUACUGUUCACGACCUGCACCGGAGCUGCGGUUGUUGCAGCCACCGGCGCUCUAGACGGCAGGAGGGCCACAGUCAAUAACCUCGAGUACAAUUGGAUUAAGAAGAGAUACCCGAAUGUCAAGUGGACAAAGGAGAAGAAGUGGAUUGUUGACCGCAACAUUUGGACUGGGAGUGGAGCUGUGGCGGGGAUGGAUAUGGUCGCCCACUGGAUCAAAGAGACUUAUGGGCUGGACCUUCUUAUUGAGGCGGCAUUGUCGCUUGAUUAUGAACCACGGGAUGUUGACGGACUUUACAAUGUUCUGCCCCAGCGAUACGAUUCGACUGGAAACAAGAUUUCCACCCAUGUCUUUCCCGACGAGAUCUGA
Molecule: messenger RNA, 711 nt
Organism: Penicillium canescens
Lineage: Eukaryota; Fungi; Ascomycota; Eurotiomycetes; Eurotiales; Aspergillaceae
Product: class I glutamine amidotransferase-like protein
Exons: 1
Coding region: 1-711 (236 amino acids)
Source: RefSeq, a predicted model, not a curated record